Amaranthus tricolor (Joseph's coat) is the source of this 1008-nucleotide messenger RNA. RefSeq lists its product as uncharacterized. The transcript has 7 exons. Lineage: Eukaryota; Viridiplantae; Streptophyta; Magnoliopsida; Caryophyllales; Amaranthaceae. Bases 1 to 1008 code for a protein of 335 amino acids. The record is from RefSeq and is a predicted model, not a curated record.
AUGAUGAAGAAGAGGAAGAUGAAGAUGAUGAAGACAAAGACGAUUCAAAAACAAGUCAGACCCGUUUUGGACUCGGAUCCGCCCAUGGGCUUUCGUGACAAAUGUCACCCUGAUCAUGUGUGUCUAUUGCGGGGUUCUCUCUAUGGUCUCAAACAGGCUCCACGAGCCUGGUAUCAACGGUUUGCAGUUUUUGUCACUGGAACUGAUACUGCUUAUAUUCUAUUAUAUGUUGAUGAUAUAAUUCUUACAGCAUCUUCUGAUCAGCUCUGGACCCGUGUUAUGGAUCUUUUGCGCUCCGAAUUUGCAAUGAAGGAUUUUGGUCCGUUGAGUUUCUUUCUGGGCAUUGCUGUGACUCGGGAUGCUAAUAGUAUGUUCUUGUCUCAGAAACACCGUUGUCCUACACUUGUUGACACAAAAUCCAAGCUUAGUGCUACUCACGAUGCUGCAUAUGAGGAUCCUACUAAGUACAGGAGUCUUGCAGGUGCUCUUCAGUAUCUAACUUUUACUAGACCCGACAUUUCUUAUGCAGACACUUUGUCAUUUGGUUUGCAUCUGUAUAAGUCUUCUAUUAGUAAGCUAGUUGGUUAUAUUGAUGCGGAUUGGGGAGGAUGCCCCGACACCAGGCGAUCUACUUCAGGUUAUUGUGUAUUUUUAGGGGAUAAUUUGAUUUCCUGGUCAUCUAAACGCCAACCUACGUUAUCUAAGUCUAGUGCAGAGGCCGAGUACCGUGGGGUUGCUAAUGUGCAUCAACGCACAAAACACAUCGAGAUGGACAUUCAUUUUGUUCGUGAAAAAGUCGCUAAAGGCGAGGUACGAGUUUUACAUGUUCCCUCUGGGUAUCAAAUUGCAAAUAUUUUUACGAAGGGACUUCCCCGGGUUCUGUUCGAUGAUUUUCGUACCAGUCUUAGCGUUCGUGACUCUCCCACUACGACUGUGGGGGCGUACCGUUGUUCUAGACCUUUUUUCAAGGGGAAGAACGUGAUGAGAGAAGAUAGAAAGAUCAUCUAG